Molecule: messenger RNA, 861 nt
Organism: Yarrowia lipolytica CLIB122
Lineage: Eukaryota; Fungi; Ascomycota; Dipodascomycetes; Dipodascales
Source: RefSeq, a predicted model, not a curated record
AUGGGAAGAGGAAUCGAACGCAAAGAUUUCGCUAUCGACUGGAUUCUGGAACACUACUGCGAGCGGUACUUGAUUCGUCCCGAUGAAAAGUCGCUGCGGGGCCUCAGACCACUGGUGGAACAACACCUAAGAUCGAUAGGGGGGUACCACAAGGCCGGGAUCAAUGUGCUUCGAUUCUGUCUUAUCACGCGCAAUUUGUUAAGUGCGGACCGCAGUACGAGGUUUCAAGGCUACAUUAACGACAUUGAUGCAAUUCUCAAGGGUAUGGCGCUACAGCUGGAGUAUUGGUUGGACGCAGCUCCUCACCUGGCAGUCUCUGAUCCAGACAAGAUCAUGGCCACUGUAAGAGCCGAGAGCCGCUCAAUCAUGGUUUUGGUAGCACGAGAGUGUUUCUUUGUGACCGUGGAUCGAGACGCCUUUUCAACGGACGAUUUGGAGCAACUGAAGGCUCAGUACAAGGAACACCGGCAGUGGUAUGAUGAAGACGAUACAAAACAUUUCGGAAUGUACCUGGAUCUGCUUUCCGAGAGCAGCAACGAGAGUGCCCAUCAGCUGGUCAGAACCGCCAACGUCAUCUCCCACAGUCUCCAGGAAGCAGCUCAGAAUGAUCGACCUGUAUGGAGAAGAUUGUCUGAGUUCACAGACUAUCUCACGGGCCAUAUUAGAGCGAUACGAUGCUCGUUCACUGUUUAUAGGCAACAUGCAGCCGAAGGAAUGAAACCUGGAAUGUCUGCGCUCGCGAUAGCAAGUAGACUGUCUGUUCUAAAGGAGGAGAGGAGGAGAGAGAGGAAGCUGGAGAAGUUGGAGAAGAUGAAGGAGAAGAAGAGCAAUGGUAACGGUAACGGUAAGAAAAAGCUCUAG